Messenger RNA from Penicillium samsonianum, 819 nucleotides. RefSeq lists its product as uncharacterized. Bases 1 to 819 code for a protein of 272 amino acids. The record is from RefSeq and is a predicted model, not a curated record. Lineage: Eukaryota; Fungi; Ascomycota; Eurotiomycetes; Eurotiales; Aspergillaceae. The transcript is spliced from 2 exons.
AUGCCUCGAACCAACUUGACAUUGCACUCUAAUUUGAAGGCAUCCGCAACGAAUACUAAGAGAAUCUGGAUACCUCUUCGUCUUGACAACCUUGACUAUCCACAGAAUGCGCUUGAUCGUCAGUCUGUCCUCGAUCUUAUCCGAAGUGUCUACGACCCUUUGCUAAUCGCUUGGCUUGCUGACCCAGGUCAUACCUGGGCAAACCAGUUUUCGAGACGGUCUUCCGGUAACCCGUUCCAAGCACAGAUUCUCGCUAGGAUGGAAGAGCUGCCAUCAAGCGUUCAAUCGAUCGAGUCUGAGACAGUUUUACCGAUUCACCGAUCCCGCCUGGAGGGUACCUUUGCCUGGCGCUGCUGCCCCCCUCCUCCCCCUCCCCCUCCUCCUCCUGCCCCUUCUCCCGCCCCUGCCACUGCUGCCGCUGCCGCUGCCGCUGCGCCUGCUGCUGGGUGGACUGGGGAUGUACUUUAUGCUGCUGUUGCCUUAGGAGUGGUUACUGCUACUGCUAACCUAGAAGUGCUUACAGAUGCGGCAACCCAAGUACUUGGGCCUGCUCCUGCUGCUAAUCCACUUACUCCCCUUGAAAUACUGGCAGAAGUUGCGAGCUCAGCCGAGCCUAGUCCUGUGGUUUCUCCUACUGCUUCCCUGGAUAUACUUGCAGCAGCUGCAGCCGUACGUCCAUAUGCUCCUGUGCCACCUCGUGCUGUUGCCCCCGCCCCGACCGACUCACCUGCUGCUGGGACCAAGCGAGGCAGAGACGAUGAGCCUGAGGAUGAGUCUGAGCUCCCUGCUAAGAAGAAGCAAGCGGUGAGUCCGAAAUAA